Molecule: messenger RNA, 771 nt
Organism: Monoraphidium neglectum
Lineage: Eukaryota; Viridiplantae; Chlorophyta; Chlorophyceae; Sphaeropleales; Selenastraceae
Exons: 6
Coding region: 1-771 (256 amino acids)
Source: RefSeq, a predicted model, not a curated record
AUGGCGACUAUCAAGAACAGGGCGGUGGCCAUCGUGAACCCCAGCAAGUCCCCCAGGGACUGGAAAGUUUACACCAUCACCGACCCUGUUGCUGCCUCGUCGCUGUUUGGUGUGCUUGGUGAUUUUUUCGAGCCGGUCCCGGAGGGCACCGCGGUGGCCAAGCCCGAGCAGGAGGCGCGCCUGUGGAUGAUCGACCUCAAAACGCUGGAGCUGUACAGGGGGCGGCCCGAGCCCGACGCGGCUGCCGUUCGGCGCGUGCUGGUGGACGGCGCCGGGGCCCAGUUUCGAAACGUCAAGCGCUGCUACCUGCAGGAGCUCAAGGAGAUGUGGGAGGACGCGCUGCGCGGCAACCGCCUGAGCAGGGAGGAGCCGCCCGACCCGCUUCACGAGAUAAGGCAGCGCAUGCUGGACGGCGUCCCGCCGCGCGUCAUCGACCCCGUCGACGGCGCCCGCUUCGCCACGGCAGUGGACUUUGCGCGCCACCUGGUGCCCGAAGCGCCCUGGCGCGAGUUCCCCGGAGAGUUUACUGUGGCGCAAGGGGAGGCGCUGCAGGAGCGCAUCAGCCGGCGCUCGGCAGAGUGGGCCAACCCUCCAGGCGAGGUGCAGGUCGCGCUGCCGGACAACUUCCACGACGUGAAGCUGCUGCUGAAGUGGGCUGCUGUGCUGCUGUCUGGCAGCGAGACGCCCUCGGUCGAGGCCAGGGCUGGCGCCCUGAGGGCCGUGGCGCUGGCGACGCAGGGCCUGCGCGCCAGGCUCACUGCAGCACCCUGA